AUGCAUUCCAUCCAAUCUAUCAGCCUGGCGUUCAUCGCCCUCCUCGCCACGACCAAAGCUCAGGUGAGCCUUGACGACGGCGGUACCUUCGGUGGCUGCCCCGGAGGCUGCUGCAUCCCUGUCUGCAACUUCAUCGUCGGCGACCAAGAUUCUCUGGGCGCAUUCGGAACAGUGGAUUUUGCUGGCACAUGCAAGCAAAACUUCGAUAUGAAGAACGGGGGUACUCAAGACUUGGAUGACGACUACCAGGCAACUUGGGUCUACGAGCAGAAUGGGCCUGGUUCCGUUGCCAUCGAUCUAUUCCGCAAGAGCGACAAGAUUUACAAUCGUUUCGAGGUUUCCAACUGUCAGUUGGCUAGUAUUGGUGGAACGCAGUGCGCUCCUGCUGACGGAGGCUGUGACUUGAAGCUGAUCCUCACUGAGGCCCAGGGUUAG
This is a messenger RNA of Alternaria triticimaculans, 435 nucleotides long. RefSeq lists its product as uncharacterized. Bases 1 to 435 code for a protein of 144 amino acids. The transcript is spliced from 3 exons. The record is from RefSeq and is a predicted model, not a curated record. NCBI's taxonomy places the organism in Eukaryota, Fungi, Ascomycota, Dothideomycetes, Pleosporales, Pleosporaceae.